Centropristis striata (black sea bass) is the source of this 2151-nucleotide messenger RNA. It is a transcript of the gene f10, whose product is annotated as coagulation factor X. Gene Ontology annotation, biological process: proteolysis; blood coagulation. The record is from RefSeq and is a predicted model, not a curated record. Gene Ontology annotation, molecular function: calcium ion binding; serine-type endopeptidase activity. Lineage: Eukaryota; Metazoa; Chordata; Actinopteri; Perciformes; Serranidae. The coding region runs from base 97 to 1635 and encodes 512 amino acids. The transcript is spliced from 9 exons. Gene Ontology annotation, cellular component: extracellular region.
CCCCUCCUCUCUCCCUCUCUCCACAUUCAGACUCCAUUACUUCCACUCAGCACACUGAGGUUUUCUCCCAGCUGAGCUCGCCGUCCAUCUGGGGCCAUGUUUUGGUUUCACCGACUCUCCCUCUGCCUUCUGCUCCUGCACCUGGCCGCCGCUCACGUAGUAUUCUUGGAUGAGGAGGCGGCCAAUCAGGUUCUGACCCGACGGAGACGAGACAACAGCCUUUUUGAGGAGUUUAAACAAGGAAACAUGGAGAGGGAGUGCAUGGAGGAGCGCUGCUCCUGGGAGGAAGCGCGGGAGAUCUUCGAAGACAAAGAUAAAACUGAUGAAUUCUGGGCCAAAUAUGUUGACGGUGACGCAUGCGAGAAGAGACCCUGUGCUCAUGGCGGACAGUGCAAAGACGGGAUCGGUAGCUAUACCUGCUACUGCCUGGACGGGUACCAGGGCUACAACUGUGAAAUCGUUAUUCCUGAGCUCUGUGACAACAACAAUGGCGGCUGCCAACACUUUUGCAACGUUGUCCGGGGAGGCAGUCAGUGCUCCUGCGCUGAUGGAUACUUCCUGGGAUCAGAUGACAAAUCCUGCGAAUCCAACGAGGCCUUCAGAUGUGGCGGCGUCAUCGCAGAAGACGUCCGGACCAUUUUCUGGUAUGAACGUCAGAACACAACGGAGGGGAACGCCACCGGGAUCGACGCAAUGGACCAGAACACCACCGGGAUGAACCAGAUGGACCUCAAUGCCAACUACACUGCUCAACUGCUCAACUCGUCCGUGCUCUUCAACAACAGCAGUGAAAGUCAGAUUGAUCCAAAACACUUAGUUUUAGAAGAGUUGGUUCGCCCUCAAAGGGCGGUUAUGACCCGAAUUGUCGAUGGAGAGGACUGUCCGCCAGGAGAAUGUCCAUGGCAGGCACUCCUGCUAAACGAGGACGAUCGAGGGUUCUGCGGAGGAACCAUCCUCAACGAGUACAUCAUCCUGACCGCCGCCCACUGCAUGAACGAAACACGCUUCAUCUAUGUCAAGCUUGGUGAAUUUGACGUGUUGGUGGAUCACGGCAAUGAAGCUAUUCACCAAGUGGAAACUAUUAUGACCCACAAUCGCUACAGGCCAAACACCUACAACAACGACAUCGCACUCAUCAAACUGACCGAACCCAUCAAGUUCUCCAGGUACAUCCUGCCGGCCUGCCUACCUCAGCAGGACUUUGCUGAAAAGGUGUUGAUGCGGCAGCCAAACGGUAUGGUCAGUGGUUUCGGCCGCCUUGGCGAGGGUCGGUCGACAUCUACCAUCCUGCAGCGCCUCACCAUGCCCUACGUGGAUCGGCUCACCUGCAAAGAAUCCACCCAAAUGCGCAUCUCUCCACAAAUGUUCUGCGCCGGCUACGACACAAUCGCCAAGGACGCCUGCCAGGGUGACAGCGGCGGGCCGCAUGUCACGCCCUACGGCAACACCUAUUUCAUCACGGGCAUCGUGAGCUGGGGAGAAGGCUGCGCACGCAGGGGCAAAUACGGCAUCUACACCCAAGUGUCCAAGUUCAUCGGCUGGAUCAGAGAAGGCACAAAUAAGCUGAUGGCCACGGGGAAGAGUGGCAACCGAGUGAGGCGGCACCAUGUCCCCAUCAAGAGGCUGGUUCUGUAAAACAGCGCUCACUUGUUUUCAUGUCUCUAAUCACACUUCAAACUUAAAAUGUAUCUGUUUUACCAAAAUUCUUAAAGCUGCAUUAAUUAUUUGUUUGGCCUCGUGGGGGCAGCAGAACAACAUGAAGGCAAACACCUGUCACAUCCAGCGUACACAAAGCAAUUUGAUCAUCUGAUUGACAGUGUGGUAUUCCUCAGGGUUCUAUUCUCGGUCCUCAAUAUUUACUAUUUGGUCAAAGCUGCAUUAACUGAUGUUUUUGGCCAUUUGGGGGCAGCAGGAGAAACUGUAAACACAUCUUAUGACAUAUUAUCAGCUUAUAAAACAUUGGUGGCUAACACGUUAGCAUCUUUUCUGUUCAGUAUUAUUGAAAAAGGAUGCAAAAAUAUUAUAAAUUCCUGCAAACAAAAAAUAUCUGUUUUCAUGUUCUUUUUUAUGAGAUGCUGUCAGGAAUGAGCUUUUUAAACUGGAUUUGCAGCAAAAUAAAGAAAUACAACAACAGUCAGAUGCAUGAAGUUU